Molecule: messenger RNA, 1828 nt
Organism: Zea mays
Lineage: Eukaryota; Viridiplantae; Streptophyta; Magnoliopsida; Poales; Poaceae
Exons: 2
Coding region: 102-971 (289 amino acids)
Source: RefSeq, marked validated
CUCCUCGCCUCGUCUUCCAAACCCGAGAGCAAACGAGAAGGACGCCGGAGACCGAGAAGCAAUCUCUCCUCCCCCCGGCCAGCCGACCGACCGACCGACCCAUGGACCGCCGUCCUGCUCUCGCCGUCUCUCCGCGCCCGCCCCGGGUGCCCCGCCCGCCCCUCGUGCCAGCCUCCUCCGUGCAAACGCCUCCAGGAUCGAUGAAGAAGGCGGCGGCUCCGAUGCGCGCGUCCGUCUGCGCGAUCCCGUCGCCGGUCCGCUUCGAGCCCAGCCCGAUGCGCGCCUCCAUCUCCGCUCUCCCGUCGCCGAUCCGCGCCGAACCGAGCCCUAUGCGCGCGCGCGUGACCGCCGCGCUCCAGCCACCAAGUCGCGUCAAGCUCGACCUGGCUGCGUCGUCGCCUCCUCCGGCAAGGGCGGCGGCCGACAAGGAGAACUUCCUCCUCGCCGCGGCUCCGUCGUCCCCCUCGGCGAGGGUGGGGUUCGACAAGGAGAACCUCCUCCCGGCCGGCGCGGACGCCCACGACGAGCUUGUGGCGCUCAACCUCGCCGCGAUUGCCAGGACAGCGGGCACGCCGUCUGGUGGCCCGCUCUUCGUGCGGGGCAGACUCUACGACCUCUACUCGGCGCGCCGCAACGAGCGGCUCAAGCGCAAGCAGGACUUCCCCUUCUAUUCCGAGGAGUUCGCGUCCGCGGCAGUGGACCCCGAGACGAUGGCCGAGAACCCCUGUGUCGCCGUCGAGCUGUCCAAACGCCGCGUAGCCAAGAAGGCCUACGCCGCCAGCGGCGCGGAGUCCGUGAGGAGGUCUAUGCCAGCCGUCGACUUCGCAGCAUGCCGCGGUGGAGACUUGGGGCCGAGGUCCUCGCUCAGGAGCAGUAAGGAGAUGAAGAAGGCUUCCGCCGCGUCCGGCGCCGUUUCCAUGGCCACCAAGGUGAGGAGGGUCAACCCCAGGUCUUCGGUUCGCCGGUUCUGAGUGUUGUAGCGCUCUUCAUCUGAGGUUUUCUAGCUUCCACUCUCUGGUUCGAUAUGUCACUGUCACAUGUGGAUUUGGUGAUGCGGUCUACCUAUAACUAGUAGAUGUCAGUAAGAAACAUUGCCAGUUUUUUGUGCUCGGAAUUGGUUUGGCGAGCAACCCAGAUGCGAAUUGCGAAUCACCUUGGUGUUAGACACGCAGAGGGUGGAAGAAGAGAGCAUGAGAUCUGGAAGGGAAGCAGAGAUGUAGGCAACGGUGGUGUUCGUCUAUGUUCAGUUUCUUCUGGUUUUUCCAUAAUCCUCUUCCCAGAGUCACCCUUAUACCCUUACACGGGCUCGGCCCAAUGACACAGCGCUUAGCACAUUACAUGGCCCACUCAGGGCCCGUUACUCUCACAUUUCCGCGCUUACGGCUUUGGUUUUCUGUCGCCGUCGCCCUCCUGUUCUUCAUGUUGCUGCACCACUUCAUGGUCUUCAGGCAAGUCAGGUUGGCUUUCACCUUUCUUGGUCUGCCGCUGCUGCUCCUUGCUGGACAGCGCCGUCUCUUCCUCGUCGGCUGCCUCUUCUGGCGUCUCCCUUGACAUAUUGCUGACAUUUGGCUGGGUCAUAUUCUGAUGGGAAUAUAUUACUACGAGGUGGUGUUAAUAUAGGUUGGUUGCAGCAAGGUAGUCUGUGCUCUGAAUUUGGUUCUUUAGAAUAGUGACCAUAGUUGCCGUAAUUCUAUUUAUACGUCAGUCUAUCAUGUGUCAACCUAACAUUUCGAAUAUAUCUUGCAUUCUUUUCUUUCUUGCUGGUACAAAGUGUUUGUUUUCGUGGUCAGUCUUGUUAUAAAAACAUUCAAUGAUGCAUCUUUUUGAG